Messenger RNA from Rhodamnia argentea, 1739 nucleotides. Its product is annotated as berberine bridge enzyme-like 8. Gene Ontology annotation, molecular function: oxidoreductase activity; FAD binding. Lineage: Eukaryota; Viridiplantae; Streptophyta; Magnoliopsida; Myrtales; Myrtaceae. The transcript has a single exon. The coding region runs from base 1 to 1611 and encodes 536 amino acids. The record is from RefSeq and is a predicted model, not a curated record.
AUGGGAACUUCAUUUCCAAAGUCCAAAACUCUUUACAUCUUCUCAUUCCUGGCGUUGUUCAUAGCUUCAUUUUCUUCACAUUCUCAAGCCUUUGCUAACGAAACCCUAGCCCAAUGCCUCAUCGACCACUCCCAACCUUCGCAUCCGAUAACCUCAUCCAUAUACACGCCCACCAACUCUUCUUUCUCGUUCGUUCUUCAAUCUUACAUUCGAAACCUCCGCUUCAACACCUCCAGCACGCCGAAACCCGCUCUCAUCCUCACCGCACUCCAUGAGUCUCAUGUGCAAGCCGCCAUCAUUUGCGCCCGGAAGCUCUCGGUCGAGAUGAAGAUCCGAAGUGGAGGCCACGACUACGAGGGCAUAUCCUACGUCUCCAUCUCCUUGCCUUUCUUCAUCCUUGACAUGCUCAAUUUCCGCUCCGUUGAUGUCGACAUCGAGGCUGAGACAGCAUGGGUCCAGGCGGGGGCCACCCUUGGCGAGGUCUACUAUGGGAUUGCAGCGACGAGCAAGGUCCAUGGCUUUCCCGCCGGGGUUUGCCCCACAGUGGGCGUCGGUGGCCACUUCAGCGGCGGAGGCUAUGGCAACAUGAUGAGGAAGUAUGGGCUUUCCGUCGACAACAUAGUUGAUGCGCGCAUGAUCGACAUCAAUGGGGAAAUACUGGAUAGAGAAUCCAUGGGCGAAGACCUUUUUUGGGCCAUAAGAGGCGGAGGCGGUGCGAGCUUUGGCGUUGUCCUCGCUUACAAGAUCAACCUUGUCCGAGUCCCAGAGACGGUGACGGUCUUCCAGGUCCCAAGGACGUGGGAGCAAAACGCGACCGAGGUGGUGUACAAGUGGGAACAAGUGGCGCCCAAACUGGACGAGGAUCUCUUCAUAAGGCUGAUCAUGGACGUGGUCAAUGGAACAAACGCGGGAGAGAAAACAAUAAGAGCCACGUUUUUCGCGCUUUUCCUUGGAGACGCUCAAAGGCUUCUUGCAUUGAUGAGCAAUAGCUUUCCCGAGCUAGGCUUGCUGAAAUCAGAUUGCAUCGAAAUGAGUUGGGUCGAGUCCACGCUCUACUGGACCAGUUUCCCGAUCGGGACUCCAGUGGAUGCUUUGCUUUCGCGCACGCCGCAAGUCUUGACACAUUUGAAGAGAAAGUCCGACUACGUGAAGCAAAUCAUACCGAAGGACGGAUUGGAGCUGAUUUGGAGGAGGAUGAUCGAGCUAGAAAGGCCGGUGUUGACCUUCAACCCUUACGGAGGCAAGAUGGGCGAGAUUCCUGCCACCAACACCCCGUUUCCGCAUAGGGCCGGGAACCUAUGGAAGAUACAGUACGCGACAAAUUGGGACGAGGAUGGGGACGAGGCGGCACGGCACUACAUCGAGCUGACGAGGAAGCUCUAUCGUUACAUGACGCCCUUUGUGUCGAAGAACCCGAGAGAAGCGUUCUUGAAUUAUAGGGACCUUGAUCUGGGGAUUAACCACAAUGGAGACGAGAGCUACGAGGAAGGGAAAGUGUACGGGGUGAAGUACUUCAAGGGCAAUUUCAACAGGUUGGUGGAGAUAAAGACCAAAGUCGAUCCUGGUAAUUUCUUCAGAAACGAACAGAGCAUUCCGGUUCUUCCCCGGUGAAAAAGAAAGUGGAAGCGCCCAAUAAAUAAUAAUUGCAUUUCUGCUGAUCCUUUAGACACUUCAUUAGUUCAGAGAUUUGUAAGUUUGUAUUGGCGAAUAAUGCAGAAUUUGUGAAUGAGAAUAAAGAG